AUGGCGAACUCGUUCCCAGAGGAGGUGCUAGAACACGUGUUCUCGUUCAUACAGUCGGACUCGGACCGGAACUCGAUCUCGAUGGUGUGCAAGUCGUGGUACGAGAUCGAGCGAUGGUGCAGGAGGAGAAUAUUCAUCGGGAACUGCUACGCCGUGAGCCCUAGGAUGAUGAUCAGACGGUUCCCAGACAUUAGAUCCAUCGAGCUCAAAGGGAAGCCUCACUUCGCCGACUUUAAUCUGGUCCCUGAAGGCUGGGGUGGCUAUGUCCACCCCUGGAUCGCCGCCAUGGCUGAUGCCUACCCUUGGCUUGAGGAGAUCAAGCUCAAGAGGAUGGUUGUCACCGACGAGACCCUGGAGCUGAUUGCCAAGUCUUUCAAGAAUUUCAAGCUCCUUGUGCUUUCGUCUUGCGAGGGCUUCAGCACUGAUGGCCUUGCCGCCAUUGCUGCCAAUUGCAGGAAUCUGCGGGAGCUGGACUUGCAUGAGAGCGAUGUGGAGGACCUGAAUGGGCAUUGGCUCAGCCAUUUUCCUGAUACGUACACAUCACUUGUUUCCCUUAACAUUGCCUGCUUAGGGUCUGAGUUUAGUUUCUCUUCUCUGGAGCGCCUGGUGGGUAGGUGUCCCAAUCUGAAGAGUCUCCGGCUCAAUCGCACUGUGCCUCUUGACAGGCUAGCCAAUCUACUUCACCGGGCACCUCAGCUGGUUGAGUUAGGCACAGGGGCCUGCUCGGCUGAGUUGCGACCUGAUCUCUUCUCAAACCUAGCAGGUUCACUCUCGGGAUGCAAGGAACUCAAGAGCCUAUCUGGGUUUUGGGAUGUGGUCCCAGCAUAUCUUCCAGCUAUUUAUUCUAUCUGCCCUGGGCUGACAUCUCUAAAUUUGAGUUAUGCCAUUAUUCCAAGCCCCGAUCUUAUAAAGCUUGUUAGCCAAUGUCCAAAUCUGCAGCGCCUUUGGGUAUUGGAUUACAUUGAAGAUGUUGGCCUUGAUGCCCUGGCAGUAUCUUGCAAAGAUCUACGAGAAUUAAGGGUGUUUCCAUCAGAUCCGUUUGUAGUGGAACCAAAUGUGUCGUUGACAGAGCAGGGCCUCAUAUCUGUUUCUGAGGGCUGUCCAAAGCUCCAGUCAGUUCUGUACUUCUGCCGGCAAAUGUCUAAUGAUGCGCUAAUCACCAUUGCAAGGAAUCAACCUAACUUUACAUGUUUUCGUCUUUGUAUAAUUGAGCCCCGAACUCCAGACUACCUUACCCUUGAGCCACUUGACGUGGGUUUUGGGGCCAUUGUUGAGCACUGCAAGGAUCUCCGGCGGUUGUCUGUCUCUGGUCUACUAACUGAUCGUGCGUUUGAGUAUAUUGGAACACAUGGAAAAAAGUUGGAGAUGCUUUCUCUAGCCUUUGCUGGAGAUAGUGACUUGGGGCUUCAUCAUGUAUUGUCUGGGUGUGAGAAUCUACGGAAACUGGAGAUUAGGGACUGUCCUUUUGGUGAUAAGGCUCUUUUGGCCAAUGCUGCAAAGCUGGAGACAAUGCGAUCCCUUUGGAUGUCUUCUUGCUCAGUGAGUUAUGGAGCAUGUAAGCUGCUAGGUCAGAAGUUGCCAAGGCUUAAUGUUGAAGUUAUAGAUGAGAGGGGACACCCGGAAUCCAGGCCGGAGAGCUGUCCUGUUGAGAAGCUCUACAUUUAUAGGUCCGUCGCGGGGCCAAGGUUUGACAUGCCUGGCUUUGUUUGGACCAUGGAUGAAGAUUCUGCAGUGAGGGUUACUUGA
Messenger RNA from Prunus armeniaca (apricot), 1746 nucleotides. The record is from the annotation of a GenBank genome assembly. Lineage: Eukaryota; Viridiplantae; Streptophyta; Magnoliopsida; Rosales; Rosaceae.